CAACUGCAGAGCUACAUUUAGCUGGAAAUAAUUUGAAUUUGGGACCUCUCAUCUGUGGUGGCUGUGCAGUACAAAGCUCUCCAAACCACACAACAUGAAUGUGAAAAGUUAUAUGUUAAUAGCCCUUCUGGUUGGGGUAACCUGCAUCAACUUAUCUUGGGAAAAGCCAUCAUCCAUAAUGAACAGAUGCAAGUGCAGAGGUGGCACAACCCGACUGAGCCCCAGCAGCAUUCAAAAACUGAUGGUCCUUCCAAUUCCAAACUGCCCCCUCCAAAUCAUAGCCACUUUGAAAAACAAUGGUAACCAGAUCUGCAUUCACCCUAAAACAAGAUGGCUCCGUUUCAGAAGUCGACAUCUGAAAUCCAUGAUGUAAAGGCGGCAAAGGUGUGCUGAACCUGCGUGCUGAUGCGACAAAAGAAAAAUGUGACACCCUUAUGUAUUCCAUGCAGACUGCCUUCACGCACUGUAUAUUACCCAGUAACCAGCAGUCGAAAGUAAACUGUAGUGAUAUAAUUUACAAGCUGAAUGCCUAUAGCAGUACAUGGUGACUUAUGUCUUAAGGUUCACUGUGACGAUCGUCUUUAUUAGUCUUUCAUCUACGUCAUGUUAGCCUUAUGUUUGAGCCUUUAAAAAGAAACAUAUGAAGCCAAGCAUGUGCAUCACAAUUAGGCAGUGGUUCAAUCCUGUAGUUUUGAUGGGAUUCAAAAGUUGCCAAUGUGACACUGAAACUUGCUGUCUUUGCCUAUUAAUAUACUUGGAUCUAGCUGCCCGACAGCCUCAAUCAAACAAUUCAAUUUUAUGUCCAGAAUAAACAUGGUCAACUUCGUGUAAUCUCAAAGCUGGAAUUAUUGCAUAACAGGGUGGGGUUAUUUUGGAGGUUCCCCCCAGUCCCAACUGUGACUCCGGUGGGAGACUGAUGGAAGUGGCUGCUUGCCCUGGGGAUGCAUUGCUCUCCCACCAGGGUCUCAGCUGGGGACUGGUGGGAUUUAAGUUUAAUUCACAAGGGGCAUAGGUUACAAGCACACUGGUUGAUAUUUGCAGAGUCCUGCAUUUGUAUUAAUAUCAAAGAGCUUGCAGGAGUUUAUAAAGUUGUAGAGCGGUGUGGUAAAACAGAGUAUGUAACCUAAAUGCCACAACAGCGAAGAAUUCACCUUAACUGGGAAGCCAAAUGCAUCAUUCCACGGUGAGGCUUUGGCGCCAAAGGGGAAAUGAUGCAUCCAUCCCAGUAGACAGGGCAAGGAAACCUUGCAGGAAAAAUAAACAUAACAGCAGUCAAUGGCAGGUCCACAAAUCAUUAAUAACAGUCAGAAAUGUUUGGGUGAGAAGGUAAUCUCUUGGCGUUUUGGUCUGCUUCUCGCAAAAUAUAAACAUAUGUUGAUAAUGCCAAAAAUAAUGAAAAAUAUUUUUCCCCAUGUGUUUUAACACAUGCAAAAAAAAAAUUCAAGCUAUUUCUUUCAAUUUGGGCAUUUUGCAUUGAAAGUUGCCUGUGUGCCGCAGAAUGUCUUUCAGAGUGUUCAUUUGGAUCAGUUGUCAGUGGUCUCACCCUUGAGUCAGAAAAUGAUGGGUUCAAGUCUCGCUCCAGGGAGUGAGGAAAGAAGCUAAGAUUAACAUACUGAGUCUUGUACUGAGAUCAGCUGUUAAUACUGGAUCCGCUCUCCCUUCUUACGCAGACGUUAAAGAUCACACAACAAUAACUGAAAAAGGUCGGAUGUUCUUCUGAAUACUCUGACCCACAAUACUUUCAUCAAUCAUGCACCUCAUAGCAGUUUGAAGGAUCUGGCUGUGGGCAAAAUCGGUUUGCAAUAAUGUUGACUUCAUUUCAAUUUAUUGUAUGCAAGGUGUUCUUUGUAGCACUCAGAGAGCUGUGCUGAGGUACUUAUAAAUGCAAGUCCUGCAGAAAACCCUUGCGGAAGAUUUUUGAGUGGAGAAUACCAAAUGCAAAGCGUUUUUUUGGCAAAAAUAUGCAAGAGAAAGCAUUUAAGCAAGUUGGGAUACAUUUAAAACGUAUAUACAUUAAAAUCGUAUAAUCGAAAGUUAUUGACAAUAAGAUGAAUGCUAUAACUAUUAUUGACAUAGAUUCAAUUAUAUUAAACCGUAUCAAAUUCUGGGGGAUUGGGUGGGCGAGGAAGGUCGAUUUAUUUAGAGGAACUUAAAGCAUGGUGGUCUGAAUAAAAAGUGAAUUACUUUCAGAAAUUGAUCUAUAUAUAGGACCCCAAGGAACAAGUGUAUUCUAUAUUCUAUAAGUCAGUCAUUAUAAGCACAAAUCUGCACAAUGGUAACUGAUUUCUCUCCCUUACCUAAUGAUCUGUAUCAGCUAUUGAUUUUGUCCUUGAAUAUUCUACAUUGUUUUCUAAAUAUUUCACAAGUAUGGUAACAACCAGUAAUUGCAAAUUCUGAUGCCUUUCUGUCUGACAGCAUUUCUUGAGUCAGGAUUGCUCAUUGUAACACAAUACAAUGCCAUUUUUAUACGGUUCCUUCUAAUUCUUUCUAAAUUUACAAAGCCUUUGUGCAUACUCCCAGGAGUUCAGAUUGCUUUGUUUGUGGCCUCUGUCUGAUUUCCUGCCCCGAACCUAUGACUGUUGCAAAGGAAAGUUAAAAGAAUUUGUGAAAUUAAGGUUGCUUAUGGAGUUCCUUAUGUGGAGAGAGAUGGAACUGCCACACAAAAGCUUUCUGUUCGAACAAUGGGAAAUGCCUGUACAAUGUUUGAGCACUAAUUUGCAUUAUUAUACAAAAUAAAAGCAUUUUGAAUUUAA
Messenger RNA from Carcharodon carcharias (great white shark), 2753 nucleotides. Its product is annotated as stromal cell-derived factor 1-like. The coding region runs from base 95 to 373 and encodes 92 amino acids. The record is from RefSeq and is a predicted model, not a curated record. Lineage: Eukaryota; Metazoa; Chordata; Chondrichthyes; Lamniformes; Lamnidae. The transcript has 4 exons. Gene Ontology annotation, biological process: immune response; chemokine-mediated signaling pathway. Gene Ontology annotation, molecular function: chemokine activity. Gene Ontology annotation, cellular component: extracellular region.